Molecule: messenger RNA, 1407 nt
Organism: Wallemia ichthyophaga EXF-994
Lineage: Eukaryota; Fungi; Basidiomycota; Wallemiomycetes; Wallemiales; Wallemiaceae
Product: N amino acid transport system protein
Exons: 2
Coding region: 1-1407 (468 amino acids)
Biological process (GO): amino acid transmembrane transport
Cellular component (GO): vacuolar membrane
Molecular function (GO): amino acid transmembrane transporter activity
Source: RefSeq, a predicted model, not a curated record
AUGUCGAAGACAGACCAAGAAGCCGAAAAGCAAGAGCCUCAUUUCAGAGCAACUUUGGAUCCUGUUGAAGAAGUCGACGCUACUGUCGACCCAUUCUCUGCUCAAGCAGAACACAAAGAAGGUGCGGUCAAUUUCCGCAACAUGGGCUGGAUCAGUGCAGGUUUAUUGAUUACUUGUGAGCAAGUCGCUCUUGGUAUCCUUUCAUUCCCAUCAAACUUCCACAAAAUGGGUAUGUUCGGUGGUGUUUUCACUACCUUCUUCCUCGGGAUGUUGUGCUGGUUGACUGGUAUCUGGCUGGUUGAGUUCAAGAAGAAGUAUCCUGGUUGUAUGAACUACGGUGAUGCUGGUAGAAUUAUGUUUGGUGAAGUUGGUGGAAUCAUAUUUGGAUAUGGUCUCGUUUUGAAGUCCGUUUUCAUGGCAGCUAGCCACGUCCUCUCCGGUGGUAUCGCAUUUAGAAAGAUGAUUGGCAACAACGACCUCGUUUGCAGUAUCGUAUGGACAGUCGUUAUGGCGGUUGUCUCCUUCCUCAUGUCGCUAUCGCGUAGAUUGGAGAAAUUGACCUUCCUCUCAAUUGCAUCUGUUACCGCAAUUCUCACUGCCUCCUUCAUCACUAUUAUCGCAACUGGUGUCCAAGACGAUAGCAGACUUGUCUCACCAGGUGAUGAGCCCAUCCAUUGGUACGCUUUCGAAAACCAUGGUCUUAUCGGUACUAUUAGCGCUCUCACAAACAUCAUUUUCGGUUGGGGUGGUCAAGCAAUCGUCCUCACUGUCGUCAGUGAAAUGAAGAGACCAGACGACUUCAAGAAGAGUUUGGGUAUCGUCCAAGUCCUCUCUAUCACCUUCUACACCAUAGUAGGCGCUACAAUCUACUCAUUCGGUGGUCAAUAUGUUACAUCACCUUCUCUCACCAUGACAGCUCGUCCUGUCAUGAUUACGGCCUAUGCCAUCGCCCUUAUUUCAAUUUUCGUCGCCGGUGUUGUCCCAGUUGCUGCCGGUGCCAAGCUUGUCUACGUCCAGGCUUUCAGACACUCUGAGCGUCUCACUGAAAAGUCGUGGAGGAUGCGUUUCGCCUGGAUGGGUAUUGUCGGUUCAUUCUGGAUAUUUGGAUGGGUCAUUGCAAACCUCAUUCCAUUCUUCAGUGAAAUGCUUUCUAUCAUCAGCUCAAUCUUCAGUGUUUGGUUCGCUCUCGGUUUGCCAGGUGUCUGUAUUCUUCACCUUUAUCGCACCAGCGAGCCUUCCUGGAAGCACGUAUUCACAUUGAAGCGCUCACCAUUCAUCGCACUCGCAUGUCUCUGCAUCGCCUUCAGUGCGGUCAUCACCCCGCUCGGCAUCUACUCAGCAGUUGAGAAUAUCAAGGCUGGUUAUGAAAAUGGCACAUUCGACCAUCCAUUCUCUUGCGCAGUAUAG